AUGUGGAGCUUGUCCUCAAACGUUCAGGCGGAGCGCGAGCCGCAUGUGUUAAUUUUCAACGUGGCCGAGGCGUUUGGUGGAGUAAUAAACGUAGAUGGGCAACAGGUGCAAACGAAAACGAAGGGCAACUACUUCCAAUCGUACUACACAUUGCUGGGUUUCGCUCUAGGUGUUGACUUCAAAGAGGCAGCCGAUCUGAACUCUUUUGAUCGAGAGUUCAAAAGCGGCAAUUGGAAUCUGAUUAGCUUUGAGUACCACGGUCUUCAGGAUAACCCCGAUUUACAGACAUGGAUCGACGACAAUGCCGACGCGAUCAAGACAUUUGUCGAAGAGGGUGGGUUUGUCGUCUAUACCGGCGGCCGGGAUGCAGCAGAUAUCCCAUUGGUAAAAAUAGUGGCUCCCGGUCUAGCAGAAUCGCUCGGCGGGUUUCCUGUGGCAGACAAGUGUUGCAUUGGAAUUCUCCCAGAUACGCCAUUGACCAAAGACAUGGCGGAUAUUCUUGAUACAUCGAAAUCUACCGAUCCCACCUUUGUCGGCGACGGAAAUUUACCCGGUUAUGAGAUAGCUAAAUUGCCAGACCACGCCAAUGUGGCAGGCGACCUUCUGGACGAUCCAGCUUUUGCACUCAUUGUUUAUGGAAGAAUUGGCAAGGGCGGCUACGUCUUCAGCGGUAGCGCGGAAAUUGUCAAUUUGGCCAUGGGCUUUGGCGUGCCAGAAAUGUCAGAGGAUUCUCACAUUCUGUGGAGGAACAUCCUCAACUGGGCGUCAGAUGCCAUCCUUUCCGUGGAACCGGCGGAUAAGUUGUCUACCACCUGGGGUAGGAUUAAGGCUAGCAGGUACUAA
This is a messenger RNA of Geodia barretti, 843 nucleotides long. Lineage: Eukaryota; Metazoa; Porifera; Demospongiae; Tetractinellida; Geodiidae. The record is from the annotation of a GenBank genome assembly.